Linnemannia hyalina is the source of this 3477-nucleotide messenger RNA. NCBI's taxonomy places the organism in Eukaryota, Fungi, Mortierellomycota, Mortierellomycetes, Mortierellales, Mortierellaceae. The record is from the annotation of a GenBank genome assembly.
AUGAGCCAUUCGAAAAACUGCUGCUGGGCUAUUGUCAAAUCCAUUUACCCUGUCGAGGAUGGACUCCCCUUCCGCUGGGAUGACGAGGAAAACUUGCCCAGGGGCGAGAGGAUGACCAAGGCUAGGCUUCAAACGUUUGGGAAAUGGUGGCCUCAUGAACGCACAAAGGGGUGGUUUGGCACUACCAAGAGGAUGGCGAACGCAGGAUUCAUCUAUGCACCCACCGACGAUUCGGACGACAAUGUACAGUGUCCAUACUGCGAGACUGCUCUUGACGGAUGGGAAAUCGAGGACGACCCAGUGGACGAGCAUAAGAGACGACGACCCAACUGCCCAUUCUUUGCGACCAGAGCCGCAGCACCAACUAAAGCUUCAGCAGCCAAAGCCGCAAAACAAAAACGGAAAACCCAGGAUGUUGAUGGUGAAGAGUCAGACAGUAACCUGCCGACGCAUAGAGCGGGAACAGCAAAACCAGAGACUAAAAAGUCCGUGAAGAACAGUCGAUCUCAAAAAUCAACAGCAUCCGAGUCAGCAUCCAGUCGCUCAUCAGAAGCCACCGGCGCGCUUUCUGCAGGACGCAACGUUGAUUUCGAUAUACAGGACAGUAGCGAGGCGACAUCAAAAGCAGGGUUAAAACGACAGCCGGCGGCUUCAGCAAGGGCAUCUUCUCGUACGGGCACUGCCAGGAUCAAGGCUGAGGAGGAAGACGAGUCCAUCAGCUCUAUCCUUUCAAAAAAGAGUACUAGAAGUACGUCGAGUGCCAAGAGUGCAUCAAAGAGUACAUCGAGCACCAAAAGCACCGGGAGCUCUAAGAGCAUAGGAAGCUCCAAGAGCAAGACGAUCUCGGCCAGUUCAACUUCUGCCAUAACGAUAUCAUCCUACGAAUCAUCAGGAUCAUCGCAGGCGCAGCGGAAGAGAAACCAGCCCGCCGACGAGGAUUCAGUGGACCCGUUUUCGGUCGAUACCCGGUUUUCGAAUCUCACGAAAUCCCGCAAAAAACAGGAGAUCCCAGCAGUCCUCAAGAAGCGGCGGAAACUUGUAGUAGCGGACGAGGAAGAAGCCGAUGAAGAGGAGUGGGGCGAGAUGAUGAGUGAUUUGGAGAGCGAGGCACACGCGCGCCCAUCCGGCAGCGGGGGCGAUAUCGAAGACGUGCAGGGACAGAGGAGAGGAAACACACGGCAGCGACGCGAUUCACCCAAGGUCGAUUUUCCAGAAGGUUCUGAGAAAGGCUCGUCGAGUAGGAGCGUUUCACCACAACCAACAAGGACGAAGCGUGAUCGACUCAAGAAGAUCAAGCUGGAGGACGAGGACUACAGUAUAUCUCGGCCGUCGACCAAACCGAAAAAGAAAUCGGCGCCCACAAAGGCUACGAAACGGACUGCCAAGUCGACUUCAUUGUCGUCAUCCAAAAGGCGGGCUACCAAGCCGCUGAUCGAGAUUUUCGAGCAACCAGAUGUCGAUGUCGUUAUGGGGCAAGAGCAGGAGCAGGAAAAGGAGGAGAAGGAGAAGGAGCAGGAGGAGAGGGAGAAGGAGGAGAAGGAGCGGGUGGUUGCCUCAGCGGAUAUGCCUGAAUUCGAGGAGAAUGGCAAGAAUGGAACCGAAGCCGAUAAGCAGGACACCUUGGCAGAAGCACCAACACUACCCAUUUCCGCAGAGAGCCUAGCUCUGCCAGAAACUGAGGAUAUUCAGGAUGUUCUUAAGGAUGUCCGUCAGAAUGAUGUUCCUCAGGAUAUCCUUGAGGAUGCCCCUCACGAUAAUCCACAAGAUGUCCCCAAUGAUGACCCUCAGGAUGACCUUCAGGAUGACCCUCAGGAUGUUUUUGAGGAUGCCCUCGAGGAAGUCCCUCAUGAUGCCCUUCAUGAAGUCCCUCCUUCGACUCCACCGCCCAUCACCCCAUCAACGGCCACGACACCUAUUCGAGGACAGAAAUCUGACUCGAUCCUCCGCCAGAGUCGCAACACUACGGACAUGCCAUCAACCCCUGCCCGGAGGCAAGCUGUUACCUUUGAGGACAUUGAGGAUGCAAACGUUGUUGUUGUCGACCCUUCAACCCCAGUCAGGCGAGCAGCUUCUCGGGUGGAUAUUGAAGGCUGGGAGGAUGAGGAUCGACGUGACAGCACUGCAUCCGAGCUCACAAGCCCCUUUGUCUCGCCUUCACAGUGGCAUCUUGACGCGAGUCUCAUGACGUCGACGCCCAACGGCAAACGCACACCUGCGCAGCCUUUCCGCGGGAUCACGCCUCGUCAAAAGCGGAUCAAGGAUGUCAUUGGUAUUGCACACGUCAAGUCGCCUCUGCGAUCUAGUUACAGCGACAGACUGGGUAGAUCUAUGCAGCUCGCGUCACCAAGUCCUAAGAAGGCGGCAAGCUCACAGCAGGUUCCUCCAGAGUUGAAGCAGAGCAUGUUGAUUGAUCGCCUUGAGAACCUGAUGCAUGAGAAUGCCAACUCGGAAGUGAUGGUCGUCGCGGAGCAUGCGUUGAGGGAAGAGGUCAAAGAGCUUCGUCGGUCACAGAACAAGGAACGGAGACAAGCAGCAACAUUGGCAGAAGCAGCAGCAAUAGCAGCAGAGGCAAAAGCUCCAACGGCAGAGACGGCAGCAGGGACAGUGGCACCGAUAUUGAAGCAUAAGGAGAUCACCGGGAAGUCGGAAGCUGAUACAUUCUUUGAGGACCCAGAGGUGUCUGAGGUUGAGGACGACCCCGACAUGAGUUUCAUGUGGACACCGACCAAGAAGGCGGCGAGAGUUCUCUUUGGCUCGACUACCCCCACGACCCCGAACAAGACGCCUUCUGCAUUGCCUGUAUCACGCGUUCUCUCGGCCAUUGGAGCGGCAUCUCGUCGAAACAACACAACUGCAGCCAAGUCACCCUUUGUCAAGACGCCAGUGAAAAAGUCGACGACAGACUUCCUUCGCCUUGAGGAUCUGGAUGUUGACGAGGACCUGGAUGUUGACCCGGACUUUACAGCAAGCAGAUCAAUACAUGCGCCACCACCACCAAAGCAGCCACCUCAACCUCAACCUCAACAACAGUCAGCGGCAACAGCAAAGGCAACGGCGUUCAAGUCUAGUGUAAGUCAGGCCAAGCCAGUUCCUAGUGUAGCAACCACGGCUGCACAAGGCCUUGUCGCGUCUACGGCGAAUGCAGCUCCUGGUAUUGGUCUGGACCCUACUACUGCUUCUUCUUCGCGCAAGGAAGUCUCCCGCCAUCACCAACAACAGCAACAGCGAGGAGGAGGCGAUGCCAAGGGAAGGAGGCUGCAUCCGGACCCAGAGGAGCACAGGCGGCGGACACGAUUGUUGGAGGAGACCAACUUCUCCGAGGCGCAGCUCAAGAUGACUGUUGAGGAGUUCCAUCGGGCUUGCAUGGCUGAACAAGUGCUGGCGCUUGAGGUCGCUGCUGAGGCGUGGAUCCAGCGGUUUGAAGAGGAGAGUAACCGUGUCAGGAGAGCUCUCUUGGACGAUGGGAUGUCUGGAUGA